AUGGAGAUUCAAUGCAGAUUGCAAAAGCAGCUUGAAACCUUAAGACUUGCGCAAAAUUACGCACUUAUCAGUGUGUUACCUCCAACGCAUUUGCAAAUCACAACCUUAAGGGAAGACGCGCUCGACUUUCGUCGCAACGCAAAUGGUGUUGCUCAAGUUUGGGGACGAAAUGUUCUAGGUGAAAAUUAUGCUCCGAAAAUUGACCCUCUGCGUUAUCACCGUACUUUCGCAGCAUCCGACAUAUUCAAGCGUAUGAAACGGGUCCUCAUCACCAAUUAUUUAAAUCUCCGAUUUCAUACUCGCUGUCCAUCACUUUCUGCUGACUGCUCUGCUUGGAACAUCGUUUCAGCAUCUGAGCAUCCAGGAGGGAAUUAUGCAGCUCUUUGUAGAAACCCUAUCGGAAAUGAUGAUUUUUUCAAGGGAUUGUGCGAGUUGAUGAUUGAUAUUUGCUUUCCUAUGUCCUAUUUGAUCCUGUUUAAGAAACUUAACUGCAGUGAAGUGCAACUGAACAAUCAUCCAUCUUGUAGACUUAGGUUUGGUUAUCUUUCGACCAGCGUGCUCAACCACCAAUUAUAG
Molecule: messenger RNA, 576 nt
Organism: Plasmopara halstedii
Lineage: Eukaryota; Oomycota; Peronosporomycetes; Peronosporales; Peronosporaceae
Exons: 6
Coding region: 1-576 (191 amino acids)
Source: RefSeq, a predicted model, not a curated record